AUGGAAAACUAUUCAAGCACUUACUUAAUUUUCUUACUUGUCAUUAUUUCUAUCAGUUAGAUUUAGUCAUAAACCUUGGAUGAAAUUAAAGCUCAAAUUGUCAAUGAAUGGAAAAGUAUUGCUUUAGAAUUGGUUCCUCUUGAUCAAGGAAACCAAGUCUAACCAACAUAUGAGAGAAGACUAUGGAAUUUCAUAUCAGAUUCUGAAUUCUCAAUGAAAAUUGAAGUGUUUAAUGACAGAUCUGGUUCAAAUAGACUCUAAACUUUCGAAGGAAGUGGAAUUAUAACAUACCAAGGUGAAAGUAAUGUAAUUCAAGGAGCAUUCCUUUGCUAAUUCCAUUUAAAUAAGACUUUCAUCUUAACACUUCAUACAGAUGAUCUUGUUCUUUAAUUUAACUAAAUUCAAAAUGGAGGGAUUACUUGGACCAAAGACAAACCUCAAGAUAUAACAUUAUUACCAGUGCCUGCUUUUAAUAAGUUAGCUGGUCAAUAUUUGAUAGCUUACGAUUUAAUUUAUAUUAGAAAUAAUUACCUAUACAUGGGUGAUGUUGAUGCUUUGGGUAACAUGGCUUCUAUUGACGAGCCACCACGAGGCUUAUGUGCUCCAUUAAUACCUUCAAAUGAUGAUAUAACACCACUAACAUUGGAUGAAUUAAAAGAAGAGAUAGUGAAAGGAGUAUGGACUAGCUUAGCUAAAGAAGUUCGACCAGGAUUAAAUAGUGAAGGUCAAGUUACUACAUCAUUCUAAACUAGAAAAUUUACUUUUCCUGAUGAUUCUUCAUUCACUUUAAUUGUAAGUAGUUAUCCUGGCCCUGGACAAACAGAAUCUCUGAUGGAUAUAGAAAUAAUUGGGGAUUUGAUAUGGGAAGAAGAUGCUUCUGCUGUGGUUCCUGGUGCUCAAUUUGCUUAAUUUGUGGUGAAUGAGUUUUAUCUAACACCAAAAACUGAUCAAAUGGUGUAAAAUUUCAAUUAAAAUUUACCUUAAGAUCUUGAUCCAUUUUAAUUGAAUUAAAAGGCAAAUUUAACAAAAAAGGAUUUUCCAGCUUUUGGAUUAUCAAAGGAUACAUAAAUUAAAGAAAAUGAUUUAUUAUAUUAAAGGGAAAACCGUUUAUAUUUAGGUGCAAGGCCAGUUGAUGGAAGAAGACCUUUCCCAACUGAAAGAAGAACUUACAGUUUAAGCGAUGAUCUAAUAGAUCCAGAGAGAAGUGCAUCAUUUGCCUACAUAAUCAUGCUAAACAUAUUAAUAUUUAGCAUAUGGAUUUGA
Messenger RNA from Paramecium pentaurelia, 1263 nucleotides. NCBI's taxonomy places the organism in Eukaryota, Ciliophora, Oligohymenophorea, Peniculida, Parameciidae. The record is from the annotation of a GenBank genome assembly.